This is a messenger RNA of Asterias rubens (European starfish), 450 nucleotides long. Its product is annotated as biglycan-like. The coding region runs from base 1 to 450 and encodes 149 amino acids. The transcript has 2 exons. Gene Ontology annotation, molecular function: protein binding. The record is from RefSeq and is a predicted model, not a curated record. Lineage: Eukaryota; Metazoa; Echinodermata; Asteroidea; Forcipulatida; Asteriidae. Gene Ontology annotation, cellular component: extracellular matrix.
AUGGCACCACUUGGAUGGGCGUUGUUAUUUGCCUGUCUAGUUGGAGCUUGCUUCGACAGCGCUCAAUCAUCAAUCUGCAGUCAUGCGCAGUGUCACUACGACUACGUCACUGCAAAGGCCGACUGCUCCUCGCUCCAUCUCGACUGCAUCCCCGUCAACUACCCAGACGCCCUCAUCAUGGACCUAAGCCACAACAACAUUUCAGAGCUGUCACCAGACGAUUUCAGUGGCACCUUCUCCAGGCUGACUGAACUGUACGUCGACUACAAUGACAUAUCUGAUGUGACGUCACUGUUGGGAUCCAGCGAGCUACGAAGUCUACGGAAGUUGUCUGCGAGGCACAACGUCAUUUCCAUUUUGCCGACAACCUGUCAACUUAGUUCCCUCACCAAACUAUUUGUAGACUACAACUUAAUUACAACUUUCCAGGUGCCUGAAUGCGGACCCUGA